AUGGAUGCUUCGACCCCGUCAGAAGAAUAUUAUAAUGAUCCCUUAUCAGGACAUGUACUUCAUGGACGUACAGGAUCGAUUACGGGAUCAUCGGGGGAUCAGCGAUGGCCUUCGUAUAGUCGGACGAAUUUAGAGCAUAAACAUGGUCCGAUAUUUGAGCAUGAAGCAGAGUGUAUGACAUUCUCAGGAUUACCGCCACUUUCUCAGGCAUUUAAUGCUUAUCCACAUUAUCCUCGAAUGGGAAGUAAUUAUCUAGAUACGCCUUAUUCUCCUCAUACACAAAAUGCGAUUCAUCUUGGACAAUCACAUACAGUAGCAGUUGCGCCUAGAGGAUCACAAGGACCAUAUACAUAUAAUAGUUCAUCUAAUGAUUUGCAUGGUUAUUUUGGUCACAAUCGUUCUAAUGAUGAACUUUUUCCAUCUAAUUCUCAUUAUGUGAAUCAUCCCCCUUCUACGCCUUCAGGAUCUCUUGGAUCUACAGCUAUUGGAACAACACCGCCAUUAGGAUCAUCUCUUAAUUCAAAUUCGAACGCUACUUUGAGUUCAGUUCCAUCAAAUACAACAUAUCCACAAUCUAAUCUUGAUUCUCGAUUGCCAAUAAAUGGUCAGCCCCAUCGGCUUUCACCAGCUUAUUCAUCUAAUUUAGUUCAUCCAUCUAUUACACCGUUGGCAGCGGAGCCUUCUACACAGCAUUUUUGGCCAAAUUAUACUAUGCAUGGUCAUACAGUGGCCGACCGGACUACAUCGAAUAAUGGAUUUAAGUCAUCUUCUCCAAUUAAUGUUCUCAGACAGCCAAUGACAAUUCCUGCUGGUGUGCAUUUGCCGUAUAAAGCGCAGAAUAAAGUGAAACAAAUAUAUUCAUUUGUCCCGUUGCCAGGUGCACAAACACAAAAACGUCCACGACGACGUUAUGAUGAAAUUGAACGGAUUUAUCAAUGUGGAUGGAAUGGUUGCGAGAAAGCAUAUGGUACAUUGAAUCAUUUGAAUGCGCAUGUUUUUAUGCAGGGGCAUGGUGAAAAGCGUACGCCUGAUGAAUUUAAGGAGAUUAGGGCUGUUUGGAGAGCAAAAAAGAAGGAAAAAAUCAAGGAAAAGCAAGCGGAAGAUCAAUUACGCCAGGAAGAACAAAAACGCCAUGCAUUGCCUUCUCCGCAACUUUCUCAACAGCUUUCUUCAAUUCCAGAAUCACAGUCACAUCCGCCUAAUUUAUCACAUGUUGUAUAUGCUCAUUUACCUCAGCCAUUACCAAAUAUAUAUCCUUAUCCUUCUCAGCAAACCUCGCUUUCGGAAUCUUCCCAUCAACAUCCUUAUCCGGCAUCAACGUAUCAUCCGUCCUUAUUGCCACAUUUAAAUCAAUUUAUAGCUCAGCCACAAUCUUAUACAAGCAACAAUAGAGACUAUAAAUCACAUGCUGAUGAGGAAGACCGGGAUGCAGAAGGAGAGCCUGAUCCUGAAACUUCUGGAUAAAUCUUUUGAUAUAUUUUUUUAAUAUUUUUUUAUUUCUAGAUGCACUUGACGAUAUAUAUUUUAUAUUAUUAAAGAAUAUGGUAUACAUAUGGUUUUGUUCUCAUUUGUUAUUUGAGUUUUGUCUAUGAAACUAGUUGUACUUAUGGAUUUAAAA
Messenger RNA from Pneumocystis murina B123, 1618 nucleotides. RefSeq lists its product as hypothetical. The transcript is spliced from 3 exons. Gene Ontology annotation, biological process: regulation of DNA-templated transcription. The coding region runs from base 1 to 1464 and encodes 487 amino acids. The record is from RefSeq and is a predicted model, not a curated record. NCBI's taxonomy places the organism in Eukaryota, Fungi, Ascomycota, Pneumocystomycetes, Pneumocystales, Pneumocystaceae.